Messenger RNA from Linum trigynum, 2258 nucleotides. The record is from the annotation of a GenBank genome assembly. Lineage: Eukaryota; Viridiplantae; Streptophyta; Magnoliopsida; Malpighiales; Linaceae.
GAAGGGUCAUGAGAGGCCUAUUUGAGUGAUAGAAAGAGAGACAUAGAUUCCUUCUUCAGUUCUUCUUUUGUACCUUGGCACCUUUCAUAGCAUGGCGAUCAACAGAGAAAUAGCAGUUUGUCUCCUUCUAAUCUUCCUUGUUACGUCACGUAACCAUAGAUUUAUGUGCGUAGAAGGCAGGCAUUUGAGGCGGCCGGGGAGUAGCCACCACAAACACCCAACGUCGGUAAAGAGCGGCGCCGCCGGUAAGCAAUAUGAUCCUUCUACCAACGUGGCGUCCAAACUAAAUGGAGGGAAGGUGGCGGCGGCCGGCGGCGGCGUGGAGAGGAAGAUGGAUUACAAUGUGGAUGAUUUCCGACCAACCAUGCGGGGCCAUAGCCCGGGGGUUGGCCACUCCAUCAACAAUUAAAAGAUGCAUGCCAAGCAAAAAAAAAAAAAAAAACCCCACAUUUCUAUUGUUCUUUGUUUCUUUUUCUCUCCAUUGUUUUCUAGCUUUUUGCAAGUGGGUAUGGCGGUGGGGAACAGCAGGAAAUGUAGUGUACAUAAGAGGAGCUUGUUAAUUAAUAUGUUGAAACUCGACCUAAAUACACUUGUUCUUUUAAUAUAUGAUGAUAAUGAUUACGUGUACUAGACAAAGGAGUGGAUAGUCGAAGUAUGAGCUGUGUUCACCCUCUAAAGCGGGAAGUAAACCGAAAAUAAGUGUACUUAUCCUAGAUUAGGGUAGUUAGUAUUGUCGACGAACCGCGAGUUAUAGAUUGUAAAGUUUGAUGUUGACUGUAUCAGAAUCUCUAGGGUCCACAAAUCUAAACAACAAACGAACUACCACUCAUAUGGAUAAAAAAAAUAUCACAAACAUCGACAUCUUCUGGAUUUUUUUAUCGUCUAAAUAAAUUGGUUGUUAAUUAAGGGAUACUCUCUAGGAGCACUUCUACUAUGCUAUAUAGUAUUGGUACUUUAAUGUACAACUUAAAGUUGUACCAUAACAUUAAAUGUAUAAGUUUAGGUUGUACCAUAAAGCAAUUUGUACUAUUAUGUUAUGGUACAACUUUACAACUUGAAUCCCCUUCUGUUUUGGCUGAAAUCUGCUUAAAAGGCCAUCAGUGGCCAAAGCACGGUCGAGGGCACGGCCGUGCUUUGCCUCAGCCCGCCCGUGCUUUGGCUAGGGUUAAUUACACGGCCAUUGUGUUGGGAGAAACACGGCCGUGCUUUUGGGAGGACACGGCCGUGCUUUGGUGGACACGGCCGUGCUUUCAGCCCGUGUUUGCAGCUUGAAUUUGCCAAACUCAAUUAGCUCUCGGCAGUAAAAGCACGGCCACAGAACACGGCCGUGUUCUGUUUUAGGUGUGCCCGUGUUUUGGCUCCAGCUCGACGAAAUGACUUCAGAAUGCCCCGAAACUCGUGCUUAGCCUUUCCUUUGACGCCUGGGACCUGAAAUAUGACAAAAUAGCACAACCCGGUGUAAAAUAGGCAAAAAAUACACGACUAUGCCCCUCAAACGGAUAAGAACUAGGGGCGCAAAUACGUGCAAUUACAUCGUUAUCAAAUUCCCCCACACUUAACCGUUUGCUUGUCCCCAAGCAAACCAAGUCAGACACAAGGUAAGCUCAAAACAGGGCAUGUCAUAUCGGCACAAAACACGUGGAUCAUACUGGCUUUCGAUCAGUAACACAUGGACAACCUCAAUGACAACCUAGACAACCACCACAUAGACUUGACUCCCUUCUGUUCACCAACCAACAUAGACUUGACUCAACCACUUGUUCAAAACAGUCACGUCAUGCACAAAGUUCAAGAUAUCAGAAUUAAGACCGAGCAAUCUAGGUCCUCACCGGGAUAAAGGGUAUAGAGAAUAAGAGAAAAUGAAUCGCUUACUCUCGACCAGUGGGGUCAGGACAAUAUGAUGCGAAAAAUGCGCAUGCUUAAUCUCUCAAUCCCUAACAUCUCUUCAUCAUGAAUGCAGCCUCUAAGUGCUAGAGUUCACAGAUGGGGUGUCACCACUAACUAAUCUGGAGGUCUUAGACACAGGUUCAGAUGACUGGCUAGGGUCUUGGACAUGGGGAAAAAGGCCUUUUAGGUGGUGGAAGUAUACAUACAGCACAAGGUUCCACAUUUCCAAACCCAACAGACUCACAAUCAAUCAAACCAAUAACUUUCUUUCUGCUAUUCUGCAUUACUCAAGUUCAAAGCACAAGAGCGAAGGAGGUUACAUAAAUGCUAGUAUUUCUAAGCCAGACUGCUAAGAAACACUACUACAUGGG